AUGAGCCUGGUCGUCGACGAAGAAUCACCUGCCGUCCUGGGCCUCCCCGGUCAGCGUGAGACCGCCUCAAACUCGGCGCAGAUCACUCGCAGAUGUGCAGGUUGGCUCCCGCGGAUCGAUGUACCUGCUUUCAUCGAAACAUCAAACAGAUCGCAGAUUCAGUCCCUCGUUGCCGAGCAGGGGAUACAUCCCGCAGCCGUCGACGACGUCGCGUCUACCUCCCCCUGUGCCUCCCCGGAUGCAUCUCAACAGCAGCGCAUCCUGCCCUCUCAGUCGAUCGCCAGCACCGGCAAAUACCGGGAAGGCGAGUCGGUAUGCGCCAACGUCCUGGCCAGGCGGCAGAUGACCAUCGGCGAAGACGAUCUCGAUACGCUGGAAACCCGCCGAAGACUCGCCGAGGGCACAGCCGUUGAUGAAAUCUCCAAGGUCUCCGCGAAUUGCACAAUCUUCUCGGUCCCCGGACACGCACUCACCAUCUGGGGGCUACGCAUCCUCGGCGCCAGUCAGAUGCAGGCCAGCGCCAGCAUCACCGAACCCUCGGAACGCUGCGACGCGCGCUCGCCAGCGCAGAGGAGUAUCUGGGUGCGGACCACCCGGAGACUAUAUGAACAUCGUGGCGCACAUGGGCAUGAUCGGUGCCUUGGCUCCAACGGUAUCUGA
Messenger RNA from Aspergillus tanneri, 660 nucleotides. RefSeq lists its product as uncharacterized. The record is from RefSeq and is a predicted model, not a curated record. Lineage: Eukaryota; Fungi; Ascomycota; Eurotiomycetes; Eurotiales; Aspergillaceae. The transcript is spliced from 5 exons. Bases 1 to 660 code for a protein of 219 amino acids.